AUGCCGUCAUCCCUUUCAACCCGAGGUUCUAGUUCUCUCGAGGCCUUUACCAGUUAUGCGCGGCCCAAAAUAAACAUCGAGCUGGUCAGCCAGGUCGGUGGUCUCGUCAACUCAUAUACCUCCAAAGAUUGCAUCGAAGGGACGGCAAUGGUGACAGUAGACCGAGACACACGUUUCGACGAGAUUGAUAUAACAUUUGAAGGUACAGCGAGAACGUCUGUCGAGCGUUCUGCUCUGCCCGGCCGCACCGGGGCCUACCAGACCUUCCUGCGCCUGCGUCAACCUAUUGACGAUACCCUCUACCCUACACCACGAGUUUUUGAACGUGGACGUACCUAUCAGUUUCCCUUCACUUUCGUCGUGCCCGAUCGUCUGCUCCCGCACGCAUGUAGCCAUCACAAAACCAACCAGCACGUUGGACGCUCUCACACUCUGGUCCCCCCCUCGCUCGGUGAUCCCAUGUUAGCCAGCGACGGAAAGUCCCUGCUAGAUGACCUAGCUCCGGAUAUGUGCCGCAUCUCAUACCUCAUCCGUGUGGCCAUCAACCGUCGACCCAACUCCAGCCGAAACGACUCCAAGACGCUCGCCUCCGCCGGAAAGAAAGUGCGCGUCGUCCCCAUAAUCGAUGAGGAGCCUCCCCUCAACUUCACUGAUCAGGAUAGCGUCUACUGCACGCGGAGAGAGAAAGACGUCAAGCGCGGCUUGAUGCGCGGUAGGCUCGGCCGGCUCGUGGUCACCGCGUCCCAGCCCAAACCCGUCCGCCUCAGCCCACCCAACGGUGCUAUCAGCGACAUCGUCAGCACCGCUGCCACCGUGAAUUUGCGCUUCGACCCUGUUGGCUCCGAGUUGCCCCCGCGCCUAGGCACCGUCUGGUCACGUCUGCGCGCAUCAACCUUUUACAGCGCCGAGCCCUGGGCGGACUAUCCGUCUGCCUCGAGCGCCCUGCUCUGGACGCAUGUUGGCCGCGGCAUCUACUCCGAGACCGUCCCGCUAUCCAAGCUCUGUGUCGCUUCUGCACAGUGGACCAAGCACUCUGCCGCCACAUUCGACCGUUGCGACUCGCUGCAGUCUACCUCGUCGGAAGAUUCAAUCACGCCGCCGUCCGCCAGUCCCGCAGGGCAGACCUACUACACUGCGUCGGUCGUCAUUCCCAUUACCCUGCCAGCGUCCAAGGCCUUCGUCCCGACUUUCCAUUCAUGUCUCAUCUCCCGCACCUACACCCUUGAACUCAGCAUCUCCUAUCACACCCCCUGCGCAAACCUCGUCAGCCCAUCCGCUUCCCUGAGGGUGCCCAUCCAGUUGGUCAGCCAGCCGCGUCCAGGAGGGAAGGGCUCCGAACUCAAUAUCUCCCAGGCUGAGGUCAAUGCGGAGUUCUUUUCUCCACGAAGGGUGCCCGUCACUGCUUCGUCCCCGUGCCCACCCCCACCAGAAUACACUGCUUUACAGGGAGCGAUUCUGCGGCCGGAUCAAGACGGUGGUUUGCUUUCCGCUGGGCAAGCUUGA
Messenger RNA from Aspergillus campestris IBT 28561, 1503 nucleotides. RefSeq names its product arrestin (or S-antigen), N-terminal domain protein. The transcript is spliced from 2 exons. The coding region runs from base 1 to 1503 and encodes 500 amino acids. The record is from RefSeq and is a predicted model, not a curated record. Lineage: Eukaryota; Fungi; Ascomycota; Eurotiomycetes; Eurotiales; Aspergillaceae.